AUGGGCAUCAUUGGCGCUGGUCAUAUCGGAAAAGCCAUUGCUAAGCGCGCGCAAGGCUUCGAUAUGAAGGUUUUGUUCAAUGACCUUGGCGAAGGAUUUACACCACUCGAUCAAUUACUCAAGCAAAGUGAUUUUGUUGUCGCUGCUUGCCCAUUGACUGAGAAGACAAGGAAUUUGAUCAGCCACAACGAAAUUGCUCUCAUGAAACCUACAGCGGUCCUCGCAAACAUCGGACGUGGCCCAGUUUUCGAUGUCGAAGCUGUUGCUGAUGCUUUAGAGCAGAAGAAGAUCUACGGCGCUGCACUCGAUGUCAUCGAUCCAGAGCCAUUCCCACCAACACACAGAAUUCUUAAGUGCAAGAACCUUGUCAUUACUCCUCAUAUCGGCUCAUCAACAAUCGAAACAACAAACAACAUGGCAAUCGAGUCUGCAAACGCAUGUGUCUACUUUUUAAAUGGAGAAAGAGUUCCAAAUGUUUCAAAUCCAAAGGUCUACGAAAAAUAA
Trichomonas vaginalis G3 is the source of this 504-nucleotide messenger RNA. Its product is annotated as hydroxypyruvate reductase protein. Bases 1 to 504 code for a protein of 167 amino acids. NCBI's taxonomy places the organism in Eukaryota, Parabasalia, Trichomonadida, Trichomonadidae. Gene Ontology annotation, cellular component: cytosol. The transcript has a single exon. Gene Ontology annotation, molecular function: NAD binding; hydroxypyruvate reductase [NAD(P)H] activity; glyoxylate reductase (NADPH) activity. The record is from RefSeq and is a predicted model, not a curated record.